GGAACAGUGCACGAGUACCAUUGACUCUAGUGUAACUUUGUGUGUGUUCACCCGGCGUAGCUGCCAUCCCGCGCUGGUGGCAAGUGCCCGGUGUGGGGUCAGUAGGAGCGGACAGGGCGGUCCUUGUUAAAUAGAAAGUAAAGGAGCCGCUUGAACGGUGAAGAGAAGUGGAGCUGAGGGCACACUGCGCAUGCUCGCCAUUUUCAGGAGGAAGAGUAGGGGGCUGAAUGUUUCCCAAGUGUGUAAAACUGGCGCUACCUGUGUGCUGUGUGAUGAAGGGAGGUGAUCAGCUGUCAUAAGCGGGCUGUACUGAGGAGUAGUACCCUGACUGAGGACCACCUCCUCCCCUCCAGACACAAUCACCUUGUACAACCCCAGGCAGGCAGCGGGCACGGCUCUCCACACACUUUUCUUCUUCUUCUCCUUCAUAGCCACCAUCGGGCUCACAGGCUUCAUCUUCCUGCCUGCUGUAUUCUGUCCUCUAGCCCCCACCUCUUUCCCCACCCCCUCUACACAUACACACACACCCCACAACCUCCUUCCACUGUCUUCUUCACUGAGUUGUCCAGCAGAAAACACAAGCCACCGUUCAAAUCAGCUGCACCGCACUUUUACCCCAUCGCCCGCCGUGCUCCCCUCCCUGGAUGCCAGGCUCAGGUUGAUGCCCAGGCACAGGUCUCUUUUGUGUGUCGCGCUCCUGAAGCUGGGGGAGCCUACCCGGAUCUCAUCUUCCUUCUCUCCUCCUCCCGGUACCGGGGAAGCAGGCUGGAUCCUGGAGCUGGCAGGAGGCUGCUGCCCGGGGGCUGGACGCUGGAUCGCUACAGGAUGCUGAACCCUACCAACGGCGAUCAGAGCCACAUGGUGACUUAUGUAGAGGAUUACCUGGAUUCCAUCGAAUCCCUACCCUUCGAUCUACAAAGAAAUGUCUCUCUGAUGAGGGAGAUCGAUGCCAAAUACCAAGAUAUCCUGAAGGAAUUGGAUGACUAUUAUGAAAAGUUCCGACGUGAAUCUGAUGCAAUACAAAAGAGACGCCUUUUGCAGUUCAUCCAGAGAGCUCUUAUUCGGAGUCAAGAGCUGGGUGAUGACAAAAUUCAAAUAGUAAGCCAGAUGGUGGAAUUGGUUGAAAACAGAACAAGGCAAGUAGACAGUCAUGUAGAACUGUUUGAAACAUGCCAAGAUUUAAAUGACAGUACAAGUAAUAGCAGCAAGAGCAACCAGGAGAAGGCUAAAAGUGAAACGAUCUCUCAGACUGAAAAAUCCAGCAAUAAGAGAUCGAGAAGACAGAGGAACAAUGAGAAUCGAGAAAAUUCAACGAUUAAUCAUGAUCAUGAUGACCUUACUACAGGAACCCCCAAAGAGAAGAAGCCAAAAACAUCUAAGAAGAAAAAGCGAUCCAAAGCUAAGGCUGAGAGAGAAGCCUCUCCUGCAGAUCUUCCCAUAGACCCCAAUGAGCCCACCUAUUGCCUAUGUAAUCAAGUGUCCUACGGGGAAAUGAUUGGCUGUGAUAAUGAGGAAUGCCCAAUAGAGUGGUUUCACUUUUCUUGUGUGGGACUCAAUCAUAAACCAAAAGGUAAAUGGUACUGUCCCGAAUGCAGAGGUGAAAAUGAGAAAACCAUGGGCAAAGCACUUGAGAAAUCUAAAAAAGACAGGGCAUACAAUAGGUAGUUUACAGAAACUUACCUUGGGGGGGGGGGGGGCUAAUAUGUUGUAUUUAUUGUCCCAGCACACUUAAUAAAGGUAAUAUGGAUUGCAAUUUGUAUAUUUUUCAGUAAGUUUAGGAAUGUAUCUAUUUCCUUUUAUAGAGACAGCAAUAACAUCACUUUUUAUAUAGCGUUGAUUGUCCAUAAACCUACCUAGUGAGCUGGUUAAACAUCCAUGUCAUGUAUGUCUUCUAAAGCUCAGUGUUCCAGGCCCCACCAAUAGCAUAAAAGAACAGAAAACCUAGUACUUGUGGUGGAUAUUUAACGCACUUCUAAACUUCUUAAAGCAUUAUGUCCAUCCACCAGUUUUCAUACAGUUUCUCACUUUUGAACUCAUCAUUGCUUUUCACUCUCCAUGGCUUGGUGUUAUAUCAGAUUAUUUUAAAUCCUGUAUUUGACUUUGUAACCACUGCUAUGCUUUUCAGUUCAAACAUAUUGACCUUGGAUAAAGAAGAAUCCCAUUGUUUGCCCAUAACAUUAUUAUUCCAGCAGUUUAAAUUUUGUAGCUUAUUUUAUAGUGAUGCAAAAAAAUGCAUUUUACAUGGCAGACGUUUUUAUACGGUUUCUUGGUCCAUAAUAAGGUGACCAUUUUAAAACAUUUUUAUUUUAUUUUAUUUAUUUAUCUGGACGGUGGUUUAGUAAUUUCAACACACAAAUCAAGCUUUAUACAGUCACAGGUAAAUAGUGAAACAAUCCUAAUUUGUAUAAAUGUACAUUUCAUAAGUGGAUUUGCACUUGAUGUAUUAUAAUUGGAAAUGCUGACAAAUGCCUCUGUAUAAGCAGUGUGCAUUUUCCUCUGUAUGUAUGAAGAUUGUACAGCUGUGAUACGUAAAAUAAAAGAAAGCUCUAUAGAACA
Molecule: messenger RNA, 2556 nt
Organism: Rana temporaria (common frog)
Lineage: Eukaryota; Metazoa; Chordata; Amphibia; Anura; Ranidae
Gene: ING1
Product: inhibitor of growth family member 1
Exons: 2
Coding region: 826-1665 (279 amino acids)
Biological process (GO): positive regulation of DNA-templated transcription
Cellular component (GO): nucleus
Source: RefSeq, a predicted model, not a curated record